Molecule: messenger RNA, 425 nt
Organism: Durusdinium trenchii
Lineage: Eukaryota; Dinophyceae; Suessiales; Symbiodiniaceae
Source: the annotation of a GenBank genome assembly
AUGGAGGACAUUCUCGUCACCGAUUGGUGGGAAAUUGCAAAGAGGUAUUGCAUGACUUACUUUCUCUUUGACCUCCUGUCGUGGUUCCCCAUCGACCUGUUGGUUCAGGUUUUUACUGGAGAUGAGGUUGGUUCUGAAAUGAGGUCUGUCAAACUGAUGAAAUUUGUUCGUUUGGUUCGGCUUGCCAAGCUCAUGAGGCUUUUCAAACUCAACAGGUUUCUUGUCAUUCUGGAGGAAAAGCUUAACCUCAAGCCAGCCAUGAUCCGCAUGGUGAGACUCAUAAUCAACAUCGUAUUUUUGGCACACUUACUCGCCUGUAUGUGGCAUUUCAUUGCCUUGCCAGCGUGUGGUGAGGAGUCUGAGGAUGUUGAGGCAACUGGACCAUGUCCUGAAGUGGAGCAUGACUCACUGCCCAAUUGGAUCAG